CCCUUUCUUCUUCCAAAGCGCCGCUUCCUCCCUGUGGUUUUCGGUGGUGGCUCCGGCAGAGUUUUAACCUGCGUUUGGGAUGCAGCAGCCCGCGAUGGAGAACGAAGCCGAGCAGAUGGCAGGACCGGAUCCGGAGCUGGCGGCUACGAUGGGUUUCUCGGGCUUCGGAAAGAAAGCUCGAACAUUUGACUUCACUGCAAUGUUUGAACAAACCCGAAGAACUGCUGCAGAACGAAGUAGAAAAAUUCUUGAAGAACGUGAGAAAGAAGCAGCUGAGAAAGAAAAAGAAUCUGCAGGCCAGCAAGGAGGUGCCGAUUCAUCAGGGGGUGCAGGAUCACAACCAGUGAAAAAAGUAUCUUCCAGCAAAUCUUAG
This is a messenger RNA of Notechis scutatus (mainland tiger snake), 373 nucleotides long. NCBI's taxonomy places the organism in Eukaryota, Metazoa, Chordata, Lepidosauria, Squamata, Elapidae. The record is from RefSeq and is a predicted model, not a curated record.